AGCGCCUCCGCCCAUUUCCCUCCAUGCGUCACUUCCGGUGCGGCGCGGGAAGGCGCCGGAAGUGGUUCCAUAGUGGCCGCGGCGGGGGGAGUUCGGCGGCGCCAUGGCGGAGGAAGUCCAAAAGCAUUCUGUGCACACACUUGUGUUCAGGUCUUUGAAGAGAACCCAUGACAUGUUUGUAGCUGAUAAUGCCAAGCCUAUCCCAUUGGAUGAAGAAAGUCACAAGGUGAAAAUGGCAGUCAAGCUGCGCACGGAGUACGGCUCAGUGCUACACAUGCCCACUCUCAAAGAGAACCUGAGGGAGAAAGGAGGCCCCAACACUGGGGAUCCCUAUGGGCACAAACAGUAUUCUGGAAAUCAAGGACAAGAAGUUGAGUAUAUGGUAACUGGUACACACCCAUACCCAUCUGGGCCUGGUGUGGCUUUGACAGCAGAUACUAAGGUCCAGAGGAUGCCAAGUGAAUCUGCAGCACAGUCCUUAGCUGUAGCACUUCCUGCUUCCCAGUCCAGGCUGGAUGCAAACCGGACAGCUGCUGGUGUGGGUGACAUUUACAGGCAUGCUGGAAUAUCUGAGCGUUCACAACCUGCUGGGAUGUCUGUGGCUAUGGUGGAAGCUGGUGGAAACAAAAAUUCUGCACUGAUGCCAAAGAAGGCUCCAACCAUGCCGAAACCUCAGUGGCAUCCACCUUGGAAACUAUACAGAGUUAUCAGUGGUCACCUGGGCUGGGUGAGAUGUAUUGCAGUAGAACCAGGAAAUCAGUGGUUUGUUACUGGCUCUGCUGACAGAACCAUAAAGAUUUGGGACCUUGCUAGUGGCAAAUUGAAAUUGUCUUUGACGGGACACAUCAGUACUGUACGAGGGGUGAUAGUAAGUGCAAGAAGUCCAUACCUCUUUUCUUGUGGAGAAGACAAACAAGUGAAGUGCUGGGAUCUUGAAUACAAUAAGGUUAUCAGACAUUACCAUGGUCAUCUAAGUGCUGUCUAUGGCUUAGACUUGCAUCCAACAAUAGAUGUGCUGGUGACAUGUAGCAGAGAUUCAACAGCACGAAUUUGGGAUGUAAGGACAAAAGCCAGUGUGCACACUCUGUCAGGACACACAAAUGCAGUAGCAACUGUGAAGUGCCAAGCUGCAGAACCACAAAUUAUUACAGGCAGUCAUGAUACUACCAUACGGCUCUGGGACUUGGUGGCAGGAAAAACUCGUGUUACUUUAACAAAUCACAAGAAAUCUGUAAGAGCAGUAGUGCUACAUCCAAGACAUUACACAUUUGCAUCUGGUUCUCCAGAUAAUAUCAAGCAGUGGAAAUUCCCAGAUGGAAACUUCAUUCAGAAUCUCUCUGGUCACAAUGCUAUUAUAAACACACUGGCUGUAAAUUCCGAUGGUGUUCUGGUCUCAGGAGCUGAUAAUGGUACUAUGCACCUUUGGGACUGGAGAACAGGAUACAAUUUCCAGAGAGUACAUGCAGCUGUACAGCCGGGUUCUUUGGACAGUGAAUCAGGAAUAUUUGCUUGUGUUUUUGACCAGUCAGAAAGCAGAUUGCUAACAGCUGAAGCUGAUAAAACCAUAAAAGUAUACAAAGAAGAUGAUACUGCGACUGAAGAAACCCAUCCUGUCAGCUGGAAACCAGAAAUUAUCAAGAGAAAGAGAUUUUAGUGCGGCAACAUACUACUUCUGUAUUUUUGUUUUGGCUUUCCUGAGAGCAUUCAGUCACAUUUUGUUCUGCCUAGAACAGCAGAACAAGAAGUCAGCUAAGUCAUUGCUAUUUCAACAAGUUUUAUAAUAAAUUUUAUUUCUCUUUCCUUUUGUCUUUUUUUGUUGCGAUUCCAGCAAACCAAUUGAAUCUUAACUUUGUGGAAUAUGCAUGGUUCAUGAAAAAGAUAGGUGUGCAGGUGGUUAUUUUUUUAGACUUACACUCAAUAGAUUCUUAUAAAGAUAUUUUGAUGAGCUAGGUUUUCUGAAACACCCUUGCUUGACCUCAAAAGUUAAUUGCAAAUUUAUGCAUAGAAGUCAUCUCCUGGAAGUUCCUUGGGGCACUUUCAGAUUUUAGACCAAUAUUGUUUAUUGUACAUAGGCUAAGUCUGUACUAAAUUAGAGUUACAGAAUAAUUUAGAAACAAGCAGGACAACACAAAAUAAGGUAGUUUGCUUUAGGAACAUGGCCACUGAGGAUUGCUGGUGCUGUGUUAUUGGAUGAAAUGGAUCUUCAAAGUGUAUCUUUCCCCAGGAAAGCUUUCUAAUGGAAGCACUCAUCUUCGUUUAUGUUGUUUCAGAGUGGGUCUUCUGAGCUAGGACCGCUGUUGAGUCAUUUUGUUUGCAGGACCGGUUUACUUUCUUUGUAGAUGAACUGUUUGUUCUUUUCAGUUAUCUAAAGCAUAUAUGACAGUAGAGUGCAGUGAACUUUUAAAAGUCAGCUCAAGGAAAAGCUCUUAAGUCAUUUAAGCCUUAUUUUACAGGUUGCUGUCUUCCCGUGAUCUUAGGACAGAAUUUAAAAUAAACUGUUACUGAAAGAUAGUUCGUACUUCUGAAGAGACAAAUCUUUCAUUGGCUUUACAAAUAGUCAUGUAACAAGCAGUAAACAUGCAAACCUCCUUGCUACUGCUUAUCUGUGAAGUCUGUGCUGCUCUAAAGUAAUUUCUCUUCACAGGGCAGUGGAGAAAAUCAUUGUCAUCUGGCCAUUCCGUUAUUGGCAACUUUGCUGGCAGUGUUAAUUGCUGCAUUGGCAAGUUUUACGCUGGGUAUAUGCUGAGAACUAAUCUGUGGCCUCAUUGAUACCAAGCAUUGAUGUCAAGCAAUUCAUAAUAAUUUCUAUUCUCUUCCAGUUUGACUUCUUUCAAAUCUAGGAUUUGUGUUAGAGAAAUGAGUUAUUUGUAAUUUAAUUUUAACAAAAAGCUAGUAAAACUAAGUGUUGUUUAUCUUA
Messenger RNA from Poecile atricapillus (Black-capped chickadee), 2917 nucleotides. It is a transcript of the gene PLRG1, whose product is annotated as pleiotropic regulator 1. Gene Ontology annotation, biological process: mRNA splicing, via spliceosome. Bases 104 to 1654 code for a protein of 516 amino acids. The record is from RefSeq and is a predicted model, not a curated record. Gene Ontology annotation, cellular component: precatalytic spliceosome; Prp19 complex; catalytic step 2 spliceosome. Lineage: Eukaryota; Metazoa; Chordata; Aves; Passeriformes; Paridae. The transcript is spliced from 15 exons. Gene Ontology annotation, molecular function: protein binding.